AUGGAGGGAUCCCGUCUUCAAGUGUCCAAGAGCCGAGUCUUCAAAAGCUCGAGCCACCUGGACCUGCAGACCAAGCGGGAUGAGGAAGAGAAGGUGAACAAGCCGAAGACGCCCAAGACACCGAAGACGCCGAAGACUCCGGGGUCCCGAGAUGCCAUGCAGGCGACGCACUUCGCGAAGCAGCGCAUCGCCGCCCUCAAGCGCUUCCUCCCGACGCCCGUCUCCGCGCAGAAGGCGCUCAAGGAGGCGCUGGAAGCCGAGGAGGAUCCCGGAGAGGUUUCCAUGGGCCGGCCGCCGGCGCCGGAGCCAGACCCGGACCGAAGCUCCGCCCUGCUCCGAGCCAUGGAGCAGAGCCCGCUCUUCGAAGGCUGCGCUGCUGAGUUCCUGGAGGUCCUGCUCCGAGAGUCGAAGCGGAAGUUCUUGGCUCCCGGUGAAGUCUUGAAGCUCACGGACUGCGGAUCUUUGUUCCUGGUGGAGACGGGGGCCGUUCGCUUCCAGGUGGGCGACGAGAAGCAGAUCUCGCUUCAGGGGCGUGGCCAGUUCAUCAACGGGGCCGGCUUCCUGCGGCUGCUUGCGGAGGGGAAGGUCUUCAAGCAGCGCCUGGGAGCUGGCGGCCUGGCCCUGCGGCCGAAGGCAGCUCGACAGCAAGGCUAUGAUGUUCACGGCUAUAGCGGAUUACCGCCUAUCAUCUACGUGGACUUUCGGGGCCCGCCACAGCAGCCGGAGGAGUAUAGUGGGCCAGAUGAUGUCACUAUGGCCUUCUUCAACACAUGUCCGUAUUCCUGCAGGAUGAGCACUGACCCUCCAGUGGCACAGGGCUGGCUGAGCCUGACAGUCACCGGAGCAGCAGCCGGCGAACAUCCCGCCAAGGCUGGUGCGUCCCUGCCAGCAGGUGGAGCCACGGUGCUGGCGUUGCCGCCUUUGCAGAAGAUUCAAGACAUGCUCGAUCGUAAAUGUGGGGAGGCUGAGGUGACGAUGAAGAUGCUCGGAAACUUUGGUUUGAACUGCGAGGAAGUGACCUCUGUCUGGACCGAGAUGAUGAGCCGCUUCAUCCUGACCGUGUUCCCUGGUGCACCCUUCGAGGCCGUGUACACCCUCGCCGAGGGCUCGAAACGGUGCUUCGUUCCGAAGGGCUCGAACGUGGUUGUGGAGGGUGAAACUGGAGAGGAUGCAGAUGCAUUGGUUAUCAUCGUGAAUGGAGUUGCUUCUGUGCUCAAGAAGGUUCAAGAGGUGGAUGGCACGGCGGAGCAGCAGACGGUGGGACGUCUUCGUGCCGGUGCCAUCAUUGGCGACAUCAGUUUGAUUGGAGCUCUGGUUCCACGGCCUGCCUCUGUCCGUGCGAAGACCGACGUAGAGGCCGUGGUAAUUCCGGGCCGUGUCAUUCUGAACGUGCUGGCAGUGUAUCCUGCAUUGCUACAUCCUGCGACAGACCGUCUCGUGGAUGUGGCAGAGUGCAUCAAGGAGCGCUUGUUGACAAAGACGGAGGUCGCGAGCUCGCUGAACUUGUUCUUCGGCUGCGACCUGGGCUUCGUCAACGACGUGGCCAGCAGCGGGGAGCGGCGCCUGCUCUUCGCUGGAGAGACGGUCGUGCAGCAGGGAGGCACUGCCGGGACCCUUUUCGUGCUGGAGCAUGGCCGUGUGAGCAUCCAGAUCGCUGGGCUUGGAACUGUGAACGAAGUUCCGGCCGGAAACUGCUUCGGUGAGCGGACGCUGAUCGGCAUUGCCAAGGAGGCGAAUGCUACGGUCCGGGUUUUCACUCCCUUCGCGCUUGUGCUGGCGAUUGCCAGGCCUUCUCUGCACAAGGCCCUCAAGAAGCACCCUGUUGAGACGGAACACUUUGAGAAGCUGAAGACCUCCCCACAGGGCGGCCGCAUCUCCGGCAGCAAGGUCCGCCACGUAGAGCUCUUCCGGGCCUGCGGGACGGGCUUUCUGGAAGCCUUGAACGCCCGCGUGACCUCUGCGAUGUAUCUGCACGGGCAGACGGUGGUCGUGGAGGGCUGCGUCGAGCAAGAUCCGUGCAUGUUCGUGCUCUCAGGCGGCAUCGUCGUUGCGGAGCGCGGCGGCUGCGCCAUCGCCCGCAUCUCGCCUGGGGCAACCUUCGGGGAGCUGGCGAUGUUGGGUCAGUCGCCUGAGCGUGCUGUCACUAUCCGAGCGGUGACGCUCUGCUUCCUGAUGAGCAUCCAAUCCUCGGUGUUUCAUCAGGCUCUGGAGCAGUUCCCAGAAGAGAAGGAGCGCUUCAGCACUGACAUGCUGGAGGGUCAGAAGGAGGGGCCCCGGGUGGUCUGGCCUUGCCUUAGAGGAGAAUCUUCGAGACUGCUUUACCUGCUGGAUCUCUAUGCGGAGAAGUUCUCAUGCGAAGCCGGCGACAAGCGCCUUGGCCAAGCGCCCUUGAAUGAGGCCGCAAUCCUGGUGCUUGACGGAGAAAUAUCGGUGCUGACGCAAGAAGGGGAGGAGCUUCAGGUUCUGACGGCUGGCUGCUGCUGGAACGAGCGCAUCCUGGCCGGAGCCAGAGCCAAGCAGACCGAGCGCUUGGUUCCCAUCACGUUUUGCGAGGUCCGGGUGGUGACCCGGGAGACCUGGGGCAAAGUGAUGGCCGAGUUCCCAAGCGACCUCGGCAAAGUGAGGGGCUCCAUCCUCCGCUACAUGGGCGAGCAGGCAGAAAAGCGCCUGGGUUAUCCGCCAGGGUCCCCGGCCCUUCUGCAAGAGAAGACUGCGUUCUUCUCGGCAGUCUCGCCAGAAUUUGCAAGGUUAGCCCGUGAGAUGUCCGAGACGAGGAUCGUCGAGCCUGGAUGCGACAUCGUGCCAGACUCGCUUGUGAACGAGGUGGUGAGUCGCCACGUCGACAUGGAGGCAGAGACCGAGUCGACGCUGGAAAAGUUCCAAAUCAUCGAGGAGUCCAAAGAAGGUGAGGAUGAUGAUGAUGAGGAGAGCCAGGACGAUCUCGUGCAGGAGAUGUACGUUUUCCUGCAUGGUUCGGCCACUUGCUUCAGCUCUUUGACCGGCGAGCGGAGCUGGAGACACGGAGAGGUCAUCGGCGAGGGCGCCUUCGCAGGAGCAACCAGGCUUUAUCCGGCGAGGAUCGUGGCUGACACCGUCUGCCUCAUUCAGGUGUUGCGGCGGAAAGAGAUCUUCGAGGCCAUGGCGGAGCGCUCGGGCCGGGACAAGGAGUUGCUGGAGCGGCUGGUGAAGGAGGCACAGCCCUACGGCAUGACGCAGCUCCGAAAGAGGCUCCAACGCAGUUGGUCUUUUCGCAAUGCUGCGCCGGCUUUCGCCAACUCCUUGGUAACGCUCCCGGACGUGGUGCUUUUCCCUCCCAACAGCCUCAUCACAGAACAGGGCGAUGAGUGUAAACUUGGACAAAGCGACUUUUACCUCGUGCUGGCUGGACGGGUGAAGGUCGAGGGCGCGGUUGGCACACACUUCAGCACCGUGGGCGCUGGGCAGGUCUUCGGAGAGGUGGGUGCCUUCGGCCUUUCCAAGCGACGGACAGCCAGUGCUCGCACCUGGGAGGAGGGGUUGGUCUGCUGCCUCCGCUUCCGCGGCACCGUUGUCAAGGCCGCGGCCUUCGCGUUUCCGUUGGACAAGGACAAGUUGGCAACGAUCUGGAAGCGGACGGAGCUGAAGAACCGCAGCACCGAGCUGGAGCGGCGGGAGUGGAUCAAGACGACGGCGAUCCCAGCUUUGGCACAGACUCCGCUGCUUGGGGGCUGUCCGCCGUCCUUCUUCCACAGCUUGGCCGUGCUCCUCAAGGAGCAAAGCUACAAGCCCGAGUCCUUGAUCGUGAAAUGCGGCGAGAAACUCGAGAGCAUGAUGAUCUUCAUCCAGGGGACGGCCCAAAUGAAGACACGCGUGGGCGACGAGAUCGGGGUGAUGCGCAAGGGCUCCAUCUUCGGGGAGACCAACGGCUUGGGCCUCUUCCAGAGUUCGAUGGCCACGGUCCAGGUCGGCACAGAGAAGCUUCGGCUCCUCCUGCUGCCGCACCUGGCGAUGAAACAGGCGCUUGCAACUGCGGCAGCAAAGUCCGAGGGCAUCACAGAUGCCUUCGAGAAGCUGGUCGCAGGGCGGCGUGAACAGGUCGAGCGCGGAGUCCCCUUGUGCGCCAUGGGCAUCCUGGCCCAGAAGAGCGACGUCCGGGUGCGCGCGAUCGCGCUGCUCGCCGAGCGUGUGGAUCUGGAGACAGGCGAGGAGUGGGCGCCCAUCGCCGAUUCCGAGCCUUCCGGGCCCUUCUUCGGCGUGCUCGCCGCAGGUCGAGUCAUGGUCGAGAUUGGCCCUGACCGUCACAUCGUGCUGCAGUUGACUGCAGGUGCCAUCUUCCCCGAGGGGCUCUUGGCCACCUACGGUGCUGUGUGCCGAGCAGAGACCUACUGUGAAGCUUACCGCGUGCGCUGGCACGACUUCUACAUGGCUGUCGGCCUGAGUACUCCAGCGGCCAACGACUGGUUCUGGAAGUUCCGGGUACAAGAGAAGGGGACAGUGGAGCGACUCACGCGGAGGCUUCAAUCGGUCCAAGGCCUCCUGGACGUGAGCCUCCCGCAUGCCAAGGAUGUGGAGAUCAAGGCCUGGAAGGACCAGCGAGGCCGUCGCAUGAGCCAGGCGAAGCGGAGCGACAGCCACGUCAUCUUCGAGGCCUUGCCACGGGCUCCACUUCCACUCCUUGCACCCGCCACCAAGAAGUCCUUGUCGGAGCUGAAAUCCGGGAUGCCAGAUUGGGAAGCACAAACAGGUCUCUUGGCAUAUUCAGGUGGCAGACUUCUGCUGCCGAAGCUGGAUGAGAAAGGUAGCAAGCUGCUGCAGUCCAAGUCCGAGCCGACGCUUGUGGAGAAGAGCUGA
This is a messenger RNA of Symbiodinium sp. CCMP2592, 4830 nucleotides long. The record is from the annotation of a GenBank genome assembly. Lineage: Eukaryota; Dinophyceae; Suessiales; Symbiodiniaceae.